CGCUAUGCCGCCCACCGCCCCCCCCAUCGGCAUCGUCCUGCUGCUCAUCCUCGGAGCUGCCGAGGGGAAUCUGUCCCGAGAUGUGAGCCAACCCACGACGUCGGAUGAGACGGUGGUGGCUGGUGGCACAGUGGUGCUCAAGUGCCAGGUGGAGGACCCCGAUGACUCCUCGCUGCAGUGGUCCAACCCUGCCCAGCAGACCCUCUACUUUGGGGAGAAACGAGCCCUACGAGACAACAGGAUCCAGCUGGAGAGGUCCACACCCAACGAGCUGACCAUCAGCAUCAGCGACGUGGUGCUGUCGGAUGAGGGGGAAUACACCUGCUCCAUCUUCACCAUGCCCGUGCGGACCGCCAAGGCCCUCGUCACCGUGCUGGGAAUCCCUCAGAAACCCCAAAUCUUUGGCCACGAGCAGCCCAUCGACGAGGAGAAAAUCGCCCGGCUCACGUGCCGAUCCUCCGGCAGCAAACCUGCAGCGCAGCUCCGGUGGAAGAAGGGCAACAAAGAGCUGAAGGCUGAGGGCACCGAGGUGGUGGAGGACUCCAAUGGGAAGACCUUCACCGUCAGCAGCCGGGUGGAAUUCCGGGUCACCAAGGAGGACAACGACGCCGAGGUUACCUGCACCGUGGACCACGAGUCCUUGCAGAACUCCGAGAGGUCAACCACACAGAAGCUGCAGGUCCACUACAAACCAACAGCGAAGAUCGAACCGCACCCGCAGUACCCAAGGGAAGGAGAGAAGCUGCAGCUGCAGUGUGAUGGGCAAGGCAACCCCGUCCCCCAGGAGUUCCUAUGGGAGAAGGAGGGCAGCGACGCCCCGCUGCAGCUGAGCUCCGACAGCAUCCUCAUCUUCCCCUUCCUCAACAAGAGCGACAGCGGCACCUACAUCUGCACGGCCACCAGCUCCAUGGGCAGCGUCAUCGCCAAGUACAACCUGGACGUCAGCGACGCCAGUCCGGUGCCGUCGACUUCCAGCACUUACCACGCGGUCAUCGGCGGAGUGGUGGCCGUCAUCGUCUUCCUCCUGCUCAGCCUCCUCAUCGUGCUGGGACAUUACCUGAUCAGGCACAAAGGUGUGUGCAUAAGACACGGGGAGACCAUCACCGCCAGACCGCAGCAAAACCCACCCGAGGUGGUGAUGUGCACCUACCUGACCCACGAGGCCAAGGGCUCCGAUGACGCUCCGGAUGCCGACACGGCCAUCAUCAACGCGGAGGGCGGCCAAGCGGGCGGCGACGACAAGAAGGAAUAUUUCAUCUAAAGGGCGUCGGAGAGGAUUUACUCUCGUGCCCGGCACGGGCGGACGGAUGGACAGACGGACGGAGGGAUGGCGGGACAGAGAGCAGAGAGCGACCGGCUGAGAUGUGAUGAUGCUUCUUGUUGAACUUGUACAAAACGUUGUUACUACGAACAGCGAAAGCCCCGUUUGCUUGCUUGCACCUCCAACCCCGCGCCCGGCGCUCGCGCGAAACACAGACCAAGCAGUGAGUGAGCGACGUUCCUUCUUCCUUCGGACCUUUGCUUCGGUUUCGUGGCUGCUCUUUGCUUUGGGCCCUCGGUUGGGGUGUCGGGCUGGGGUCGAUGUAGCUCUUUUCCUUUCGUUUCUCUUCCGUUUUGGGUUUUCGUUUUUGAUGCCCGAGGAUAAAAUCAGCUCCGGGCUCUGCGUCGUCGGUGCUCCCACCGAGAGCUGGGACCUCCCCGUCGUCCCCGGUCCGUAGGGAUGGGG
Molecule: messenger RNA, 1726 nt
Organism: Tympanuchus pallidicinctus (lesser prairie-chicken)
Lineage: Eukaryota; Metazoa; Chordata; Aves; Galliformes; Phasianidae
Gene: CADM3
Product: cell adhesion molecule 3
Exons: 11
Coding region: 5-1261 (418 amino acids)
Biological process (GO): homophilic cell-cell adhesion
Cellular component (GO): presynaptic membrane
Source: RefSeq, a predicted model, not a curated record